Phascolarctos cinereus (koala) is the source of this 963-nucleotide messenger RNA. The record is from RefSeq and is a predicted model, not a curated record. Lineage: Eukaryota; Metazoa; Chordata; Mammalia; Diprotodontia; Phascolarctidae.
AUGAGUGGUGAGGUUGGGCAGCAACAGCAGCCACCACUGUCUGGGAGUUGCCGAGCCCCAGGGAGAAAAAAGUCAAAGCGGAGGGGCCACCGAAAGGAGACCUACUCAGUAUAUAUCUACAAGGUGUUGAAACAGUCACAUCCUUCCCAGGUACACCCAGACAUUGGCAUCUCUUCCAGGGCCAUGGGCAUCAUGAAUUCGCUGGUGAACGAUGUGUUCGAGCGCCUGGCGGGGGAGGCAGCCCGGCUGGCCCAGUACUCGGGCCGGACCACCCUGACUUCUCGGGAGGUCCAGACAGCCGUGCGUCUGCUGCUGCCUGGGGAACUGGCCAAACAUGCUGUGUCGGAGGGCACCAAGGCUGUCACCAAGUAUACCAGCUCUAAGUGAGCUUGGACCCUACCUUGUGGACUGGUUUAGGGGGUGAAAAGGGAUUGCUUUGGGGGUUAAAAAGUUCCUUCCUCACCAAUGUAUGAUGCCAGGAGCAUUAAUAAAGAAUGGGAGGACCCCCACUGUGUGCCUGAGAUGGUUGGUGAAUGGGUGAGAAAGGGUAGUAUUUACAUUUUUAUGAUCAUCAUUAGAAAGAGUAGCAAACCUAUCAUGUAUUUGGAAAAAUCAUGGGACAUUUGUAGCCCUCUUGUGGGGUCCCAGAAAGAUCAUUGAAUUAGGUCAGGAGGAGACUACUAUUGUUGGCUCUACUGCUACCUGUGCUACUGAUCACCUUUCCCAAGCCUUGGUUCCUCAUCUAUUUUGGGAGAAGUGGACAUCUCUAAGGCUGGACAAGCCAUGAUUCUGUCUGUACCCUGUAUCCCACAGCCUGUCUGGACUUAACUCUCCCAACAGCUGGCCUGAGCCCUUAUUCUCAGGACCCUGGAGCUAAAAUCUUUCUACUCAUUUAUCUCUUCCACAAUUAUUAGGUGAAAUCCAACAUAUUCUGUACUUCUGAGCCUGUCUAUGCCAAAUUAC